Messenger RNA from Cuscuta campestris, 1578 nucleotides. Lineage: Eukaryota; Viridiplantae; Streptophyta; Magnoliopsida; Solanales; Convolvulaceae. The record is from the annotation of a GenBank genome assembly.
CUUUAGAAGGAAAGAUAAAAAAAUGAAAUAUGUCGAGGCCAACUGAUAAAGAAGAUGUUAGUCUUGCUUUUCUCUGUUGAUUGGUUCAAUGCCUUCAAUCCCAUAAUAAAUUACACUUCGGGAAUUACAAUCUGCACCUAUUGUUAGUGCCAUAUAUUUUUUGCUUGAUGAUUGAAGGUGGACAGUCGCUCAUCAUGGGUCAUCCGGAAACAGUCGCUCUAUGUUUUAAAGAUAAGGGGUCACGCUGCGUACACCCGACCUGCCCUAACCCCACAAUGGGCGGGAGCCUUUGAGGCACUGGGUAAUCUUGUUGUUGUUGAUUGAAGGUGGACCAUAAGAGGAAUUACACUCCCUCAGUCAUAAAAGUUCAGCUGUUCAUUUAUUUCAGGAUGUUUCAGUUGGACUAAUUGAAACAAAUACUUGUGUAAUUCUAUUAAUAGGCAUUAAUUUUCGUCACAACUUAUACCCUGCAUACAAAAGCAAUCGCCCUCCUACACCUGAUACUAUUGUGCAAGGACUUCAGUUUCUGAAAGCAUCCAUAAAAGCAAUGUCAAUCAAAGUGAUUGAGGUCCCUGGGGUCGAAGCUGAUGAUGUAAUUGGGACAUUGGCUGCUAGGAGUGUAGAUGCUGGUUACAAGGUUAGAGUUGUCUCUCCAGACAAAGAUUUUUUCCAGAUUCUAUCCCCUUCAUUGCGUCUUUUGCGAAUUGCUCCCCGUGGGUUUGAGAUGGUUUCAUUUGGGAUGGAAGAUUUUGGUAAGAAGUACGGAGGAUUGCAGCCUCCACAAUUUGUUGAUGUAAUCUCACUUGUGGGUGAUAAGUGUGAUAAUAUACCUGGGGUCUCUGGGAUUGGAGACAUUAAUGCUACACAGCUUAUCAUGAAAUUUGGUACACUUGAAAACUUGCUUGAUUGUGUUGAACAAGUUGAGGAUGAGAAAAUCAGGGAGGCAUUAAUAUCAAAUGCUGAACUUGCCAUACUAAGUAAGAAUCUGGCUUUGUUACGUUGUGAUCUUCCAUAUUACAUGGUCCCUUUUGCCCCCAACGAUAUGUUAUUCAGGAAGCCAGUAGACAAUGGGGAGAAAUUUACGAGCCUAUUGAGAGCGAUAAGUGCUUAUGCUGAAGGGUUUUCCGCAGAUUCCAUCAUUCAAAGAGCAUUUUGUCUUUGGAAGAAGCUGGAAAGGCAACAUAUGUGAUAAACUUGGCUCUACUGUCUCAAAGUUGCUGAUGGAUGGAGACUUCUCUUCUUUUGCUGGCUGUAGUCACAAAGCGCAGAGGUUUUUUUUGGGUUUUGUUAUUUUAGCAUGUGUGCGAAGGACUCAACGGUGAUGAGAUUCAGGCUAGGUUAAGUUUACAACGAGUUAAAGAAAAGUGUUAAAAAGUAAAAAAGUUGGUGAUUGUAAUUUAUUUACAAGGUCGUGAGACACUUGUUGCUUUCCUUAACAAGAAAGUGGAAAAUCCUAAAUUUUAUUUUGUGACAUCCCAAAAAUGAAUGUGUAAAUUUUAUUUUGGAACAAAACAUGUACCGAAUAUGUCAAUAACAAACAAUAUUACUCCCUCCUUCCAAUGAAAAGAGUCUAGUUUU